CAGUUUUGUUCAAGUGCUUUGCUUUUCUCAGACUUUGAUCUCAGUCUCUCUCUUUUUUUUUUUCGUACAAAUGGCUUCGACCGUCACUUCUGCUGCUGCAGCUGCUGCCGCGGCUGCCGUUCCGUCCACGACCUACACCUGCAUCACAUGCCGCGUUGCCUUCCGCACUGCCGACGCCCAGCGCGACCACUACAAGGCCGACUGGCACAGGUACAACCUCAAGCGCAAGGUCGCCGAGAUGCCGCCGCUGAGCGCAGAGCAGUUUGGUGAGCGCGUCAUGUCGCAGAACGCGACAGCUGCGGCCACCGCACAGCGGGCUGCCAGCACGCAGCAGUUCAACUGCGACGUGUGCAGCAAGCACUUUGCAUCCCAGCACACGUAUGCCACGCACAUCCAGUCAAACAAGCACAAGGACGCUGCUGCGGCCGCGGAGGCUCGCGCUGCUUCUGGAGAGCAACCACAGGCCGCUGCUGCAGCGUCCGAGCGCAAGCACAACACCCAACAGCACCACAAGAAGGACGAUGGUGUUGCACGUCGCAAGGCAGAGCAGCCCACGGCGCCCACUGAUGCCGCCGCCUCCACUUCAACCACUGCCACCGCCACCUCCAAUGCUGAAGCAGCUGCUGCACCCGAAAAUGCCAAACCCACAACCGAAGCAGCCACCGAAACCGCAGAGGACGACGAGGAGGAGGAUUUGGAAGCAGAGUACUUGGCUCGCGCUGUCGAGCUCUCCGAGGAGGAUUGCUUGUUCUGCUCGCGCAAAUCAGCCAGCUUUGAGGCGAACAUGGAACACAUGGCGUACGACCAUAGCUUCUUUAUUCCUGACAUGCAGUACCUUGUGGACUUGCGUGGCUUGAUCAAAUACCUCGGCGAGAAGAUUGGCACGGGCAACAUUUGCCUGUAUUGCAACGGCAAGGGCCGCAGCUUCCGCUCGAUUGGCGCUGUUCGCAAGCACAUGAUUAGCAAAGGACAUUGCAUGCUCAAGGAUGACGAGGAGCUGGAAUUUGCCGACUAUUACGACUUCCGCUCAACCUACCCUGACUUUGACCCCAACAACCCCGACGCCAACGCCGAUGAGGAGGUCGACGAGCAGCGCUUGAUCGCGCUCGGCACCGCCGUCAUCUCUGAGGACGAUAUGGAGCUUACCCUGGCGAGCGGUGCCAAGCUCGGACACCGCGCACUGCGCCGAUAUUACAAGCAGCAUUUCAGCUGGCAAGACUCGCGCGACGCCGAAACGAUUGGCCGUCUGGCAGCAAAUUACCGAAUGCUCGGCUACCACGACUCGAGUAUUUUGCACAACGGCAAGACCCGUGCUCAACUGCACCAAGACAAGCGUAUUCAGCAAGCACAAGCGCAACAGAGCAUGAAGGUUGGAAUCAAGUACAACAAGAUUCAUACUAUUGUGCCGCAAGUCAUGUAUUGAACGGUUUUGGAGACAGAGGGUGUGUUGUGUUUAUGUGUGUGUGUGUGUGUGUCUGGUGCGUUGUGUUGCUUUGCCGCGUUUCUUUGCUGUAGUUUGAACAAACCAAAAAAUGAGAAUAACGUUUCGGGCA
Messenger RNA from Capsaspora owczarzaki ATCC 30864, 1553 nucleotides. RefSeq names its product zinc finger protein. The transcript is spliced from 2 exons. Gene Ontology annotation, cellular component: preribosome, large subunit precursor. Bases 71 to 1423 code for a protein of 450 amino acids. Gene Ontology annotation, molecular function: zinc ion binding; nucleic acid binding. Gene Ontology annotation, biological process: ribosomal large subunit biogenesis. NCBI's taxonomy places the organism in Eukaryota, Filasterea, Ministeriida, Capsasporidae. The record is from RefSeq and is a predicted model, not a curated record.